AUGGCGGCCCCCAAGGCUUUCGACGGCCUUGAGAUGACCAGCAUGGGCCGGAACCGGCCGGAGAAGCUCGCCCAAGACUCAACGGGCGAGGUCGAGACGGGCCCGGCAUGGGAGCUCUCGCCCCGCGGCUCGGGAGACUUGGCUGAAGACCUCCGCGACGGCUACACGGCCAACGACCGGCGCGACAUGCAGCGCAUGGGCAAGAAGCAAGAAUUCCGAAGAAACUUUCGUCUCAUCUCGACGAUUGGCUUCACGACGUGUGUUAUGGGGACUUGGGAGAUCUUACUUGCAUCCAAUACACAAGGCCUCACCGCCGGUGGCCUGUCGGGCCUGUUCUGGUCACUAUGCUGGUCCUACACGGGCCAAUUCUUCAUCGUCCUCUCGCUGGCCGACAUGGCCUCAAUGGCUCCUACGGCGGGGGGGCAGUACCACUGGGUCUCGGAGUUUGCACCGCCUCAAUACCAAAAGAUCCUAAGCUACCUUUCCGGCUGGUUGUCGGCUGUAUCCUGGCAGAGCAUCGUCGCGCUCGAUGCGUUCCUCAUCGGCAACAUCAUCCAGGGUCUCAUUACGCUCAAUGACGUCUCGUAUACUCCCGAAAGGUGGCAAGGAACGCUACUCGUCUUUGCCUCAGUCAUUGGCAUCUCGCUUUUCAACGUCUUUGCCGCCAAGCAUCUCCCGCUAGCCGAGGGAAUCUUUGUGACGAUCCACAUCUUCGCCUUCUUCCCCGUCAUCAUCACGUUACUGGUGCUCGCCCCGAAGCAGUCGGCAAGUGCCGUAUUUACGCAGUUUACGGAUAACGGGGCGGGAUGGCCCUCGAUUGCCUUGACCGUCAUGGUGGGCCAGGUCUCGAGCAUGUUUGUCGUUCUCGGCUCUGAUUCGGUUGCGCACAUGUCCGAGGAGAUCAAGGACGCCAGCAUCAUUGUUCCCAAGAGCAUGAUCUGGUCCUUUCUCAUCAACCUGCCCUUUUCGUUCGGUCUUCUGCUCACUUAUCUGUUCUGCAUCGGAGACGUUGCCGAGGCCCUGGCCUCUCCCACGGGCUAUCCGUUCAUCUACGUCUUUCUAAAUGCCACUGGCUCUGUCCGGGCAGCGACGGGCCUCACAAUUGUGGUGCUGGCACUGCUCAUCAUGAUUACAAUCAGCUCCCUCGCCUCCACGUCGCGCCAGACCUUUGCCUUUGCCCGAGACAACGGACUCCCCUUUUCCAACUGGCUUGGGGCGGUCCAUCCCACAUGGCACGUUCCUGUCAACGCGGUUCUCUUCACCUGCGUCUUCUCCAUGGCGCUCGCCCUCAUCAACAUUGGCUCCAACGUUGCCUUUAAUGCCAUGCUUUCCCUGUCGACGGUGGCGCUCAUGGCCACGUAUGUAAUUACCAUCGGGUGCAUUACUCUGAAGCGCAUUCGCGGAGAGCAGCUCCCGUACUCUCGCUGGAGCCUCGGCCGCUACGGCCUUGGCAUUAACAUCCUGGCCCUGCUGUACUCUUGCUGGUCAUUCUUCUGGAGCUUCUGGCCAAACAGCCACAACAUUACGGCGGAGAACUUUAAUUGGGCGUGCGUGCUGUUCCUCGGGUUGAUGAGCCUGUCGGCAGUCCUGUACUUUUGUCAGGCAAGGCACGUUUACGAGGGCCCGGUGGUCAAGGUGGAAGGACACAAGUCAAGCUGA
Messenger RNA from Hirsutella rhossiliensis, 1659 nucleotides. Its product is annotated as amino acid permease domain-containing protein. NCBI's taxonomy places the organism in Eukaryota, Fungi, Ascomycota, Sordariomycetes, Hypocreales, Ophiocordycipitaceae. The record is from RefSeq and is a predicted model, not a curated record. The coding region runs from base 1 to 1659 and encodes 552 amino acids. The transcript has 6 exons. Gene Ontology annotation, biological process: transmembrane transport. Gene Ontology annotation, cellular component: membrane. Gene Ontology annotation, molecular function: transmembrane transporter activity.